UCUUAACAAAACAUCGACUUUUUUUCUUUUUCCGAUUGAAUGGGAGCGAGAUGUCAAUUUAUUCUGACGAUCAUUGUCCUAAUCCCUUUUUUUCGGGGGUAUAUAAGGACCCCAUAAAUUUUUUCCGUUUAUUCCUCGGUGGUGACUUUCAGUGCAAUAUGAAUCCUCUGGUGAAAAUCAUUUUAUUUCUACCGGCGAUUUUGCAAUUAGCAAAUGGGGAAUUUUGCUUGCCGAUGUUGAAAACCGUUGGGGAGGCUGAAUCGGCGAUGAUUUUACCUGGGAGAAUUCGAAAAUGGGAUCCAUAUACUAAAGAAUUUGUUCUUCUCGAGGCACUUAAAAAAGAUGGUGAAUUAUUCUGCAGUGUUGAUUUUUUAAGUCGAGCGGAUCUUCAGGGGAGAACAAUCGUCGUGGCUGUUCAUUCAAGCCCUUACGUUCGAGUUCAGGGUAAUUACACGGGAGUCAGUGGAUACCUCGGAGAUAUCUGGAUGAACUUGGAGGAAACCCUGAAGUUCAAAUCGAUCUUCACGAAACCUGGACCGACCAACAGAAAAACUCUUACCAACGGAACUAUCGAUGUUCUCUUAGAGGCGAACGCCAUCGCCACAUACACCGCUGGACACUACACAUACAGUUACCAAGUCAUCACGAACUCAUAUGCAUUAUUCGCGUUAUCAGAAGGUACGAGAGUAUCGCUGUGGUGGUAUGCCAAGAUCUUUAGUCGUGGUCUCUGGGCCAUGACCUCACUCUUUCUUAUCGGUAUAACGUGCAUGCUUGUGGGAAUGUACAGAAUAAAAAAAGCCACCUGUCAUGAUUACAUCGAGUGUAAUGACGAAUUAGAUGCUGUAUCACUGGAUUUGUUGUGCGUACUCGGUGGCAUUACGGGUCAAGGUUUUCAGAUGAUGCCAUCGUCGCUGUCACUCAGGAUAGUGAUGAUAACGUCGUUGGUGAUGGGUCUUCUCAUAUCCAGUGGAUUUUCUGGAAAUUUAACGUCAUAUCUUGCAUCUCGGGGUAGUUUUGCACCCCUGCAGUCACUCCACGAUGUCGCCCAGAAAAGAACUCAUUCACUCUGCAUGAGAACCAAUAGUCUCAUUUAUAAUGAUCUUAUGCAAUCGGUUUUGGGCACUGGUCUCGCUCUGAAGGGCCUCAUUAAUACGGGAAAUUGUCCACAGGAUAUGAGGGGCAUCAAGGAUUUGUGCAAGUCUGAUGUUAUCUAUAUGGAAGUGCCUGAUAUUUUUAUUGAUGCUUAUCGACAGUCUCAGCAGAGCUGCAAGAUCAUUCAGCUACCUGGUGAUUACUGGGGAUUGAGAAUUUCUUUCUUAUUCGCUAGGUUCUCACCUUAUCGACAGGUUAUCAACACAUACUUGAUGAAGCUCCACUCGUCAGGGGUUUUUGAUUAUCUCGAGAGAAAAUGGAUAUCUAGGGAGUUGCUUGACGAAGUUCAUCAGAAAUUUGAUUUUCAAGCUGUUGAGCAUGGCCAUAUAAUAAUAAUAUUUCUGGGAUUGUGUUCCAUGAUUUUGAUAAGUGCAUUGAUCUGCAUUAUCGAGGUGAUAUGGUACAGGAUACGAUUGAGAUGUGAUCGAGAGCAGAAGAUCAAACGACGGAUGAAGAUGCUGAAUAAAUUGGCGGACGGACAUUUCCCCAGGAAAUCGUAUCCGCGAAUUUUUCCUGAAUAAUUAAAAUUGGGGAUCGAUUUACUGAUCUUUUAAAGCAA
Molecule: messenger RNA, 1711 nt
Organism: Fopius arisanus
Lineage: Eukaryota; Metazoa; Arthropoda; Insecta; Hymenoptera; Braconidae
Exons: 7
Coding region: 51-1673 (540 amino acids)
Cellular component (GO): membrane
Molecular function (GO): ligand-gated monoatomic ion channel activity
Source: RefSeq, a predicted model, not a curated record